This is a messenger RNA of Rhea pennata, 1559 nucleotides long. RefSeq names its product 2'-5'-oligoadenylate synthetase 1 (gene OAS1). The coding region runs from base 45 to 1121 and encodes 358 amino acids. The record is from RefSeq and is a predicted model, not a curated record. Gene Ontology annotation, cellular component: nucleoplasm; membrane; cytosol. Gene Ontology annotation, molecular function: double-stranded RNA binding; 2'-5'-oligoadenylate synthetase activity. NCBI's taxonomy places the organism in Eukaryota, Metazoa, Chordata, Aves, Rheiformes, Rheidae. The transcript has 6 exons. Gene Ontology annotation, biological process: negative regulation of viral genome replication; defense response to virus; regulation of ribonuclease activity.
GCUGUGGAACUGCACAAGUGCUGUCUCAGCUCCAGCAGUGGCUCAUGGAGCUCUACGAGACCCCAUCACGGCAGCUGGACAAGUUCAUCGAUGAGAAGCUGCAGCCUAACAGCGUAUACCUGGAGCAACUAAGCCACGCUGUGCACACUAUCUGCGAGUUCCUGCGGGACAACUGUUUUGCAGGAACAUCUUCACCUAGAACGCGGGUCCUCAAGGUUGUCAAGGGUGGCUCUGCAGGCAAAGGCACGGCCCUCAAAAAGAGCUCUGAUGCUGAUCUCGUGGUGUUUCUCGACUGCUUCAAGAACUAUAAGGACCAGGAGGAAAAACGGACAGAAAUCAUCCAUGAGAUUCGAAGCAGGCUGGUGGAGUGCCAGCAGCAGAAGCGUUUUGAGGUGGAGUUUGAAGUGAAUAGUUGGUCAAAGCCCCGUGUGCUGAGCUUCCAGCUGAGCUCCAGGACACUCUCUGAGUCUGUCACCUUCGAUGUGCUGCCAGCCUAUGACGCGCUACACCACCUUGUCUCUGGCUACAAGGUCAGCCCCACAGUUUACAUCCAGCUUAUCCAGCAGUGCAGUCAAGGGGGUGAAUUCUCCACCUGCUUCACGGAGCUGCAACGAGACUUCAUCAUUAGCCGCCCCACCAAAGUGAAGAGCCUGAUCCGCCUAGUAAAGCACUGGUACAAGGAGUACAUCCGUCCGCACAAGAAGGCGUUGAGAGAUGGUGAGGCCCUGCCACCGAAGUAUGCUCUGGAGCUCCUGACAGUAUACGCCUGGGAGUGGGGGAGUGGGGAAGCAAAGUUCAGCAUGGCCGAGGCCUUCCGCACAGUGCUGGAGCUGCUAAAGCAGUAUGAGAAGCUCUGUGUCUACUGGACUGUCAACUAUGACUUCGAGAAUGCAACUCUGAAUAAUUACCUGUCGCAGCAGCUCAGCAAAAGGCCCGUCAUCCUCGACCCGGCUGACCCGACAAAUGUUGUGGGCAAGGGGAGCCGCUGGGAUGUGGUGGCGAAGGAAGCUGCAAAUUGCUGUAGGCAGCAAUGCUGCCUGCGCGGUGACGGAAUGGCUGUGCAACCAUGGGAUGUGCCGCCUGAGCAAGUGCGCUGGAAAAGCAAGGGUAUGCAGAAAUAGAGGUCGGCUGAAGACCUGUGCAGUCUGCUGUCAUCCCUUUGUGAAACUGCUCAGUCCUAUUGCAGUGUUCCCUGACUCCCCACAAGCGCUGUGGGGAGAAACAUCCGUGUGAGGGCGAGCAGAGCCCACCCUGCAGAGCUGGAGGUGCCUCCCUGGCUGGCAGGUGGGAGCAUUUCCUGCCUUCAUCUCUGGGCAGGCAAGCCCUUCCCUGCACAAGCAAUGCAGCUCCUCACCCCCAGCUGUCGCCAGCUCUGCCCUGCUCCCCAGGAGCACCGCAAGGGCCUGGCGUCAUGCAUUACCUGGAGCAGAGGGAAUACCUGGAGGGAUGGCAGGGGCAUCCCCUGCCAGUCGUCCACCCCACUCUGCAGGGCCGGGAGGUUCACUGACUCACCCUUCAGCCCCCCUUCCUGCUCCAGCUGCACCUCCUCCUCAAUAAAU